AUGUCCGACGCGAUUCGAACCGUCUCUCGAUGGGAGAAUAGCUCAAGCCCGAGCCCUGGUCGGGAUCCAACCCCCUCACCGCCACAUCCCCUCGCCACUCUUCCAGAAGAAUUAUUACGCGAAAUCUUUCUCCACUGUCUUCCGACCGUUGAAUUCAUUCGUCCCAGCCGCACAUCCGCUCCACUCCUUUUAUGUCAGGUUUGUUGCGCCUGGAGAGCCUCCGCGAUAGCCACGCCCGAACUAUGGGCCUCCAUCUCCGUCGGUUCGCACUUUGACAGGCUCGGGCGUUUUCCUCGAGUGGAACUGCUUGAGCUGUGGCUUGAGCGUGCAAAGAAUCGCCCGCUAUCGAUUUCGUAUGGCCAAUACGGUGUUGAGAGUGAGCUCCCAGCAUCCUCGGUUGGCCAUGGUUUGGCUGAAGAGGAGUUGACUAAUUUUUUUCGUAUCCUUUUCGGCCGCAUCGCGCGAUGGAAGUCACUCAGGCUGUGUCCCAGGGAAAUGGUUGAUGCUGUCUUACCAGCCAUCCCACAAUCUGGGGCACCGCUUCUCCAAAAGCUCUGUUUGUUCCUUCCCCAGUCUAUAAAAUACGAGGACUACGUACUUUUAAACUCUGCAGACCGGAGUCUUUGCAAUAUCUGGCGCGAUUCCGCACUCUUGGACACAUUCUCCCUCUUCGCACAUGAUCUCUACCUUGAUGGUGACGAGGACUCGCUGUGUAGAUUGCUUCAUAUACAAUGGGGCCAGCUCACAACCCUCACAAUCACUGCUUCACGAACUAUCGCUCAAUGCCUAGAGUUCCUCAAAGAAUGUCCCAACCUCGUGGAUUGCGUUUUCCAUUCUAUCUACGCAGACGACGACGACGAUAAUGAUAUUUUUUCCGCCCUAUACCCCUCAACCAUCCGCUGCACUAGUUUAAGAUCACUCUCCUUACGCUAUUCCGGGCCCGCCUCCGAUUUUAUUACAGAUCUUCUUUUCACAAACACGACAAUUCCCGCUCUCCGUCGACUUACCCUUUACGCCUUGCAACUUUUCUCGCUUCACCCAUUUGCGGCUUUUAUUCCCCGAUCUUCCUGUCACAUCGAGGAUCUCACCCUCUGUGGUGUCAUCAUAAACGAAGCUUGUCUUUUACUGUUUCUUGGAUUAGUUUCACCAACACUAGUCAGAUUGUGCAUCUGGCAUGGUGCUGCAGGAUCAAACCGCAUUCCGGUGAAAUACAUGUCAGAAUCCGUCUUGCACCGACUCACAAGAGACGAUUCGCAUUCGAGAUCACCCGUGAUUCUUUGUCCUAAACUCGAAAGCGUUGAUCUUGACUACCGCGCAGUAACAGCUCGAGACGGCCUGUUUGCCAAAAUGGUGUCCUCUCGGUUUGGCGUGGAGCAACAUGGGAUCACGGCACUGAAGAGCGUUAUCUUGAGGUUUGGUCGCAGCUUCGAUAUCUGUGCACUGAGGCAACUUGAGGACGAAGGUGUGAUUGAGGAGCUCGAGAUCUUCGGUGGAUAG
Molecule: messenger RNA, 1497 nt
Organism: Laccaria bicolor S238N-H82
Lineage: Eukaryota; Fungi; Basidiomycota; Agaricomycetes; Agaricales; Hydnangiaceae
Exons: 1
Coding region: 1-1497 (498 amino acids)
Source: RefSeq, a predicted model, not a curated record